AUGGCAUCUGAGCGACGCCCUUCCGUUCCCAAGCCACAGAACACAGUCUUUGUGGGAGGUUUAGCGCCGGAGAUGGAUGAAGGCACUUUGUUGCAGCUUGCAUCUAGUAUUGGCCCAGUCACCUUUGCCCGCAUCUUCCGGGAUCGUGACAGCGGCCGCUCGCGAAACUGUGGAAAGGUCGAGUUUGAAACGGAGGACUUGGCGGCUAAAGCAGUGGCUGAACUGGCAGGGCUGGACUUCAAAGGUCGCAGAAUCAUCGUGCAGCCCUUCGGUCAGGCUUCAGAGAACUCCGACCCUCGACGUCCACAGGUGGAUGGCCGGCAGGUCUUCAUUGCCGGGCUCACGGCCGACACCAGCUCGGAGAUGCUGCGGGAGUUCUGUCAAAUGACGGUUGGUGCUGUGGACACGGCUCGCGUGUUUUUGAAUCGCGAGACUCGGGAAUCCAAAGGGACGGGGAAGGUGGAGUUUCAGACGCCUGAGUUGGCGCAGAAGGCCGUUCAGGAACUCAACGGCCGCCUGUUGGAUGGUCAGCGACUUUCCGCGCGGCUCAUGGAGCAAGAAAGGCCAAGCCGGCCAACAAGAGAGCCCAGAGAAGCUGCAGAUCCACAGUGCAGACUCUUUUUGGCAAACUUGCCAGAUGAGGUCUCUGAUGCUCAGCUACAAGAGUUGCUACAGCAGGCUGGCGAGGUGGUCUCAGCCUCUGUCUUUCAGACAGCGCAGGGCAAUUGCAUGGGCCGUGCCACCAUGGCAAGUGCCGAAGAGGCUGCCCGAGCUGUCAAUAUUUUGCACGAUACCUUCUACGUCUCCAAGCGCAUCACUGUGCGGCUGGAUCACGGGGUGAAGCCAUCACCACAGUUGGAUUCCACUAUCUUUGUGGGUGGCCUCAAUUUCAACACUACGAGCGAAGGUUUGCAACAACAUUUUGCCAAUGUGGGUGAAGUAGUCCAUGCAUCUGUGUUCACUGUGAAGGGCACUGGCAAGCCCAAAGGCAGUGGCAAAGUGGAAUUCCAAACUCCAGAUGCAGCUCUAUCAGCAGUGCAACAACUUGAUGGCUCCGAGUUGGAUGGUCGGCAGCUCCACGUGAAGUUGAUGGAAGCGAAACCACCGCUCACACGACCACCACCAGGCCUCAGACCACCAGAGAGCGGCCGCCAGAUCUUUGUCUCUCUCUCCACCGAAACGUCUGCAGAGAUGCUGCGUGAGUUCUGCGAGACUUGCUUGGGUGAUGGUUCAGUCACUUAUUGCCAUGUCUUCGUUGACAAAGACACGGGUGAGCCGAAGGGCAUUGGGAAACUAGAGCUGGCGUCGGCGGAGUUGGUGGAUCGCGCCCUGAAGGAGCUCGAAGGGGCCAUGUUGCAGGGCAGUCACUUAAGCCUACGUCGCCCAGGUGAUCGGCUUCCUCAAGAACCUGAUGGUCGGACAGUGUUCGUCGGAGGGUUGAGCUGGGACUUAGACUCCAAAGGGCUCAAGGCAUUUGGCGAGCAGGUUGGUGAGGUGUCCUACGCAGCCGUCUUCACAAACCGCGAGACCGGCAAAUCCAAAGGAUCAGGCAAGGUGCAGUUUGCCAACAGCGAGUUGGCCUUGAAGGCGGUUGAAAACCUCAAUGGCCGUGAGUUAUUGGGGCGAGAGGUCUCCGUGCGAAUGAUGGAAGCACAACCUCGCAAGCCUGGCUAA
Messenger RNA from Durusdinium trenchii, 1674 nucleotides. NCBI's taxonomy places the organism in Eukaryota, Dinophyceae, Suessiales, Symbiodiniaceae. The record is from the annotation of a GenBank genome assembly.